Molecule: messenger RNA, 597 nt
Organism: Pecten maximus
Lineage: Eukaryota; Metazoa; Mollusca; Bivalvia; Pectinida; Pectinidae
Exons: 5
Coding region: 83-442 (119 amino acids)
Source: RefSeq, a predicted model, not a curated record
AAUCAAAUCGAUGAGAUCAUUCUGAUUAACACGGACAUAUCGAUUUCAAAUUGAGUGGGAAGCCGUGUUUAUACUCUAUUAGAUGUUCAUGACCUUCGUCUACAUUCGCUGUCUACCAUUCCACAGAGAAACAAGCAAAUAUUUGACCAAGAUGACCAGUCCCCUUGUGUACGCCACGUGCCUGUCCGUUCUGCUGGGUUUGUCGCUGGCCAUAUGUCGGACAGAUAAUGACUGCUGGGACAAUGAGCUUAACAAUGGUCAGAAGUGUGUCCACUACAACGUACUCCAAAAUAAUUGGAAGCAUUGUAACGCAGGACAGUUGUGCUUCUGUGAGACAGGGUGUAAGGCAGGUGAUGACGUUUGGAUGGACCUACGCGGACCUGAUUCAAUAUGUGCCUGUAAUAACCCCAUCACAAAUGAGAUGAUUUGUAUUGAUAUUUAGAACAAUACAAAUGGAGAUGCGGGCCGAUAUUUAAAGAAGGUUAAUGGAGAAAGAUAUCUGGAUGAUCUGUACUGUUCCUGUUAAUCAAGUCGUUUUUACUUUUUAUGUAUAUGUAUUAAUUUACAAACAAAAAAUAAACGUGUUGUCAUAUAUUG